UGGUUCCCUGAGAUUCGCCCGGCCCUAGGAGGAAGCUUGUCUCCGGGGUGUGGGGACUGUAUCUGGAUCUCCAGCCUCCUGGCAGCAAUUCCGAGAGGGGAGAAGAAGUGUGGCUUGGCCCAGGCUGUGCAGAAAAUCCGAGGGUCGGGAGACAUCUUGUUCGAGCGGAUCUGGCUCCGGACUACAUUUCCCAGACACCGUGGCGGGUAUAGGGCUGACCCUUCACUCGCCUGCGGGACCCUAGGCCUCCGGGGAAGGGGAAGUGCAAGACUAUGCAGAUGGAAACAAGCACCUUUUACCAGAAAUAUAAACAAUAGGAUGAUAAAGAAACCCACAAAGGUAUUCUCAACUCCAUAUGGUAAGAGUAUGUUUGAUUUUGUAAGAAGCUGCCAAACUGUCUUCCAAAGUGGCUGUACCAUUUUACAUUCUCACCAGCAAUAAAUGAGAGUUCCUGUUGCUCCACAUCCUGGCCAGCAUUUGGUGUUAUCAGUGUUCUGGAUUUUGGCCAUUCUAAUUGGCCUUCCUUCUCAGAACACUAUCCUUUUCCAGGAGAACAGCCCCAAGGAGGAGUGAUCAUCUCCUGUAAUACUGAAAGCCAUGGCCCAGGGAUCAGUGAUGUUCAGUGAUGUGUCUAUAGACUUCUCUCAAGAGGAGUGGGAAUUCCUGGACCCUGCUCAGAGGGACUUGUUCAGAGAUGUGAUGUUGGAGAACUAUAGCAAUCUGGUGUCAGUGGGACUUUACAUUCCUAAGCCUCAAGUUAUCUCCUUAUUGGAACAGGGGAAAGAGCCCUGGAUGAUUGGCAGAGAGCUGACAAGAGGCCUGUGUUCAGAUCUGGAAUCAAUGUGUGAAACCAAGUUAUUAUCGCUAAAGAAGGAAGUUUAUGAAAUAGAAUCAUGCCAGAGGGAGAUGAUGGGACUUACAAAGCAUGGCCUUGAAUACUCCAGUUUUAGAGAUGUUUUGGAAUAUAGAAACCACUUUGAAAGACAAGUGGGAUAUCAAAAUGGGCAUUUCAGCCAAGAAAUAUUCACUCAUGAAUACAUGCCCACAUCUAUUCAACAGACAUUCUUUACUCUACAUCAAAUAAUUAACAGUGAAGAGAAACCAUAUGAAUGUAAGAAAUGUGGAAAGAUCUUUAGUCAGAAUUCACAAUUUCUUCAACAUCAGAGAAUUCAUAUUGGCGAAAAAUCUUAUGAAUGUAAGGAGUGUGGGAAAUUCUUUAGUUGUGGCUCACAUGUUACUCGACAUCUGAAAAUUCAUACCGGUGAAAAACCCUUUGAAUGUAAAGAAUGUGGAAAGGCCUUCAGCUGUAGCUCAUACCUUUCUCAACAUCAGAGAAUUCAUACCGGUAAGAAACCCUAUGAAUGUAAGGAAUGCGGGAAGGCCUUUAGUUAUUGCUCAAAUCUUAUUGACCAUCAGAGAAUUCACACUGGUGAAAAACCGUAUGAAUGUAAAGUAUGUGGGAAAGCCUUUACUAAGAGCUCACAACUUUUUCAACAUGUGAGAAUUCAUACAGGUGAGAAACCCUAUGAAUGUAAGGAAUGUGGCAAAGCUUUUACUCAGAGCUCAAAGCUUGUACAGCAUCAGAGAAUUCAUACAGGUGAGAAACCCUAUGAGUGCAAAGAAUGUGGCAAAGCCUUUAGUAGUGGCUCAGCACUUACUAAUCAUCAGAGAAUUCACACUGGGGAGAAACCCUAUGAUUGUAAGGAAUGUGGGAAGGCUUUUACUCAGAGCUCACAACUUCGUCAGCAUCAGAGAAUUCAUGCUGGUGAGAAACCUUUUGAAUGUCUUGAAUGUGGGAAGGCCUUUACUCAGAACUCACAGCUUUUUCAACAUCAGAGAAUUCAUACAGAUGAAAAACCAUAUGAAUGUAAUGAAUGUGGAAAGGCCUUUAAUAAAUGCUCAAACCUUACUCGACACCUCAGAAUUCAUACUGGUGAAAAGCCCUAUAACUGUAAGGAAUGUGGAAAGGCAUUUAGUAGUGGCUCAGAUCUCAUUCGUCAUCAGGGAAUUCAUACGGGAAAGAAACCUCACACAUGUGAGGAAUGUGGGAAGGACUUUAGCCGUAGCUCCAACCUGUCCAUCCAUCGGCGAAUACACACAGGCGAGAAGCCCUACAGAUGUGGUGUGUGCGGGAAGGACUUCAGCCGCAGCUCCAACCUCUCUAUCCACCAGCGCAUCCACACAGGUGAGAAACCGUUCAGGUGCUGUGACUGUGGCAAGGACUUCAGCCGCAGGGCAGCCCUGCAGAUCCACCAGAGUGUCCACACAGGAAGGAAGCCCCAUGCCUGUAAGGUAUGUGACCGGGGCUUCACCUCACGCUUUACGCUGGCACGACACCAGAAGGACCACACAGGAAACAAGGCCUAUGUGUGUGACACAUGUGGCCGGGGCUUCAGCCAGAGAGCCAGCCUCUACCUGCACCAGCGUGUUCACACUGGGGAGAGGCCAUUCCGGUGCAAGGCCUGUGGGAGGUGCUUCAGCUGGAGCAAGGACCUGGGUAUCCACCAGAGGGUCCACACGGGAGAGCGGCCCUACAGGUGUGAGGCUUGUGGUAGGGACUUCAGGCAUCGCUCGGCCCUCAAGAGGCACCAGAGGGUGCACACAGGGGAGAAGCCCUACCCCUGUGCCGUGUGUGGGAAGGGCUUCAGUCAGAGAGUCCACCUGCAGACGCACCAGAAAGUGCACUGUAGGGAGAGGCUUCCAGGAUUGGGCUCUGCACAUGCAGGUGCCUUCCACGGCCAGGGCGAAUGCCAGGGCAUGGGUGCUGAGGUGCACAACAUGGAUCAGGCUUAAUGAUGUAUGGCAUUUAUUAGUAUUUAUACAGAAAAGAGGACAGAUCAACAGCACUUAGAUGGAGAAAUAGAACAUUUUCAGCCCUCCCCAAAGACCUCUGCAUGCUUCUUUCCACUCACUCCCCACAAAGGGAGUCGCUAUCCUGACUUCUAAAACCAUAGAUUGAUUUUGCAAGUUAUAGAAUAUCAUAUAAGUGGAAUUACACAAUGUGUAAUCUUUCAUAUAGAACUUUAUUCACUCAAUGUCUGCAUCUGUGUUGUUGCAUGUAUUCAGAGGUUCAUUCAUUUUAUUACUGAGUAGUAUUCCAUUGUUUGAAUGAACCACUGUUUGUCCAUUCACCUGUUGAUGGGCAUUUACACUUGGGUUAUUUCCAGGUUUUUCAGGUUUUGUUCGUUAUGAAUAAAGCUGCUGUGAGCAUUUGGGUACACAUCUUUGUGAGGACAUAUACUUUAAUUUCUCUUGGGUAUAUACUUAGGAGUAGAAUUGAUGGGUAUUUUUUUAAAUUAAUUUUUUAAAAGAUUUUUUGAUGUGGACCAUUUUUUUAAAAGUCUUUAUUGAAUUUAUUACAAUAUCGCUUCUGUUUUAUGUUUUGGUUUUUUGGCCACGAGGCAUGUGGGAUCAGUUCCCCGACCAGGGAUUGAACCUGCACCCCGUACAUUGGAAGGCAAAGUUUUAACCACUGGACCAUGAGGAAAGUCCCUUGAUGGGUAUUUUAAAACUUGUAAAAAACUGGGCUUAGUAUUGUCUUGUACAUUGGAUUUUUACAUGUACUUGGAAAAUUUCAAACAAAUACAGAAAUGGAACAGUGUAACAAACACUCAUGUCCCCAUCAUCUAGCUUCAGUAAUCAAUUCAUGAUGAAUUUUGUUUCCUCUGUUCCACCCUGCUCCCUCACACAUAGUCCUGAAGUAUUUUAAAGUAAAUCCUAGACUAGGAUAUUGU
This is a messenger RNA of Mesoplodon densirostris (Blainville's beaked whale), 3734 nucleotides long. RefSeq names its product zinc finger protein 383 (gene ZNF383). Bases 598 to 2793 code for a protein of 731 amino acids. Gene Ontology annotation, molecular function: RNA polymerase II cis-regulatory region sequence-specific DNA binding; DNA-binding transcription factor activity, RNA polymerase II-specific. The record is from RefSeq and is a predicted model, not a curated record. The transcript has 8 exons. Lineage: Eukaryota; Metazoa; Chordata; Mammalia; Artiodactyla; Ziphiidae. Gene Ontology annotation, biological process: regulation of transcription by RNA polymerase II.